This is a messenger RNA of Hyla sarda, 885 nucleotides long. RefSeq names its product alpha-1,4-N-acetylglucosaminyltransferase-like. The transcript is spliced from 2 exons. Lineage: Eukaryota; Metazoa; Chordata; Amphibia; Anura; Hylidae. The record is from RefSeq and is a predicted model, not a curated record. Gene Ontology annotation, molecular function: acetylglucosaminyltransferase activity. Gene Ontology annotation, biological process: protein O-linked glycosylation. The coding region runs from base 1 to 885 and encodes 294 amino acids.
AUGAAUCCAUACACCAUCCUAAACCAAGGAAAUGGCAUAUUAUUUGUGGAGACCACCAAGAAAAUGAACCUGUCUUCUUUGGUCUUAUGUGCAAUAGAGUCCGCAGCCCGGGUGUAUCCUGACAGACCAGUCGUCUUUUUCUUGAAAGGACUGAAUGAUAUCACAACAGAGGAGGAGGAAAAUAGAAUUCGAAAAUACUUUCCAACUUUAUCAUCAUACAAAAACAUCUACUUCUUCCCUCUAAGAAUGGAAGAAUUAUUCAUGUACACACCACUUGUGUCUUGGUAUAAAAAGGUUCAUCCCAAGUGGGAACGCUUCUGGACACACGUCAGCUCAGAUGCCUGCAGGUUUGCCAUGAUGUGGAAAUAUGGAGGCAUUUACAUGGACACUGAUAUCAUCUCACUCCACCCAGUUCCAACAAAUAACUUCAUAGCAGCCGAGUCCUCUGCAUUUACCAGCAGUAGUGUUUUUGGUCUCUCUCCAUUUCAUAGCUUGACCUGGGAAUUCAUGCAAAACUUUGUAGAGAACUACAGAGGAAAUUAUUGGGGUUAUCAAGGGCCGAGGCUUUUUACUCGUGUUAUGCAUAGAUUGUGUGGAAAUCUGGAGUUCAAGUCAGUAGAUGAUAAUGUGACCUGUGGGGAUGUCUCUUAUCUUCACCCUGAACGAUUUUAUCCCAUUGUGUCUUCCGCUUGGAAGACAUAUUUUGAGGUGUGGAAAAAUUUACCAACAUUUAACAGAUCUUAUGGUCUGCAUUUUUGGAACUACAUGAAUAAAGAACGUGAAACUAUGGUACCUGAGAGUAGCACACUGGCAGAGCAUCUUUAUCAACAGCAUUGUCCAUUAACCUAUGGAUCUAUACAGAAGAAUAAACCCCCUCCUCAGUAA